UUUUUACUUUGAUUCCGUAUCCAAGUAAGAUGACUCGGAGCAGCCAAUAAGCGUCGAGCUUUGCUUUGUAGUCAGGCAGACAUUAGGCAGUCGUCCAAUCACAAAAUAAGUCGAAAGGGUAUUUUUGCUCUAUAUUUGUUUAAGGAACUUUCUUUUUAGUUUAUAAAACAAACGCUACAAUUGUUUCGUAUGUACAUGUGGAGGAAUUCGACAUUUUAAUGGAAAUAUUUAAGAACUUCAAGUCCAGGGAUGUUCUGAACGAGGUUUGUCACUCCAGCGUGGUUGAGACAUGGCAGAAGAUCCAUUGAAGAGCGAUGCCUCGGCUGGGGAGGGGGACACCGAGCCCAGCAUGCUGUUGCAGAAACUGAAGAGCAACAUUUCUAAAAAUGUGCAGAGUAAAGUGGACAAAAUUUUGGAAGAUGUGCGGCGUUUCUCUGAUAAUGAUAAGCUCUACCUUUAUCUUCAACUACCCUCAGGUCCAAGUGCAGGAGAGAAGAGUGGUGAUUCAAACUCGGUCAACACGGCCAACCAGCUUCAAACCUGCAACUGGAUUCGUAGCCACUUGGAAGAACAUCCUGACACCUGCCUGCCUAAACAAGAUGUUUACGAGACAUACCGGAAGCACUGUGACAACCUACAUCAUCAGGUUCUGAGUCCAGCAAACUUUGCCAAAAUCAUCCGCGACAUCUUCCCUGACAUUAAAGCACGAAGACUGGGUGGAAGACGACAGUCCAAAUACUGCUAUAGUGGAAUCCGUAGAAAAAACGUGCUAAACAUGCCAUUACUGCCCAACCUCGACCUCAAGAAUGACCCGUCUGAGCUGACAGAACUGGUGCAGACCUACAAGCAAGAGGUCACUGAAGCUGCUUGUGAGCUCAUCUGUGACUGGGCCCAGAAGAUUCUCAAGCGUUCUUUUGACACAGUGGUGGAGAUCGCACGCUUCCUUGUACAAGAGCACAAUGUUGACCCGCGCUGCAGGCAAGCAGAGCUUAUCACCUCAGCCGCUCUUGCAGGAGGAACUUCUAAACCUCAUAAGGUGAUUAAAAAGACGCCAGCAACAUCUCGUACAGGAGCAGAGGAAGAAAGCGGCAGUGUGGAAAAUAAGCAAAAGGAGAAAAAUGGUGUUGAACAACCUCCAGCUAACAAACAGCAGGUCAGUGAUAAACCACCCAACAAGGUUGAAUCUGCUGGUAUGGAGGCCUGCACGAAAAAGUUUCACCAAGUCCUUCCCAGAGGCUCUAUCCCCGAGAAAACAUCACCGACGUGUCUCGCUCCCUCCGACUCGGGCAAUGUCCAGGUCACUUUGCCAAUUACUGCUCCUAAAAGAGGCCCUGAUUCCUCAGCAUCAGCCCCUGUUUCCCCGAAACGAUAAAAGAGGACGACCCAGGAAGCAAAGACUGGAAGAUGCAAUACCACAAGUACAACUAGCCCAAACGUUGAAUCCUAAUCCAGUUUUGCUCACGGGAGGAGUGAUCCAAAAGGCCAUGUUUUCCUAUGCACACGCUCAUCCUUCACAGUUAUUGGAAUUCAUGAUCCAGGACCAGCAAAGCCUGAGGCUCAGUCAACUUCCCGACGUACAGGAAGUGACAGACGCUGAGCGAAGGGUGCACUGUCAGCCUGCCCCUGAACCAGAGAAUCAUCAAUCUGUUGUGAUACUAACGGGGCCCAACCAGCCCAGCUAUGAGUUGAGCCGAGGCGAGGACAUCAAGCGAGACAAUAUGACAAUAUGUUAUUAACAUGUUAUUGACAACGUUUGAGAGUUAUAUUGAAUAAUGAAUAUACCAUUAUGAUUUUAAUACAUUUGUUACUAUGAGAAAGACUCUGGGAUUAAUUAGAUGAUAUAAUUUACACAAUUAUGAUAAUAAAGGGUUGUAUUUAUAAACCUAGAGAACAAUAACUAAAAAGACUAUAAAAAAUUAUAUUUACUGCAUUAAUAUCAUGCUAUUAUUAAUACAAGGUUAAUCUAGAAAUAACACUCCACUUGUAUGACACGCAGGUAAAUCACAUGUAAUGUAUAUAAAUAAAUCAUUAUGAAAUGGUAAAAUCAAAAUAAUGACCCAUAACGUGUAUCUCCAGCAUUUUAGGAGACGACCAUGAUCGUGAUGCCAAUAAAAAUGUGUUUUUACUACAAUAACAUGUACACAGAAUUUAUAGAUGCCUGACAGAAUAUUAAAAGGAUCUAUUUUUUUACUCGAAUAAAACCCUCAACCAAUUAAAUUGCACUUUUAUUCUGUAUCCAAGU
Molecule: messenger RNA, 2242 nt
Organism: Triplophysa dalaica
Lineage: Eukaryota; Metazoa; Chordata; Actinopteri; Cypriniformes; Nemacheilidae
Product: DNA-binding protein RFX5-like
Exons: 10
Coding region: 290-1372 (360 amino acids)
Biological process (GO): regulation of transcription by RNA polymerase II
Molecular function (GO): RNA polymerase II cis-regulatory region sequence-specific DNA binding; DNA-binding transcription factor activity, RNA polymerase II-specific
Source: RefSeq, a predicted model, not a curated record